Messenger RNA from Monoraphidium neglectum, 732 nucleotides. RefSeq names its product sterol desaturase. Gene Ontology annotation, biological process: sterol biosynthetic process. NCBI's taxonomy places the organism in Eukaryota, Viridiplantae, Chlorophyta, Chlorophyceae, Sphaeropleales, Selenastraceae. Gene Ontology annotation, molecular function: iron ion binding; C-4 methylsterol oxidase activity. Bases 1 to 732 code for a protein of 243 amino acids. The record is from RefSeq and is a predicted model, not a curated record. The transcript is spliced from 5 exons.
AUGGCCGCCGCGGCGCUGCAGGCGCUGCUGCGGAUGCCGCUCUGGGGCGGCGGCUUCCUGCCCGCCUUUGUGCAGCUCGUCACCUUCUACUACCUGCUGGGCCUCGUGCUGCACUGCGUGGUGCCGCGGCUGUUUGUGGUGCAAGGCAUCCAAAAGGAGCCGCGAGGGGAGGGCGAACCGUUGAGAGACGCAAUCGCGAGCAUUGGUCCCUUGGCCGUGAAGGCCUUUUAUUGGGCCAUCGUCGAUCACAUGUACGCGUCGGGCAUUGGGCAGCUGUACAGCGGCCCCGUCACCGGCGCCCGUCACUGGGGUUACAUCGCGCUGUGCAUUUGCGUCAUGGACUAUUUGCAUGACUCGUGGUUUUACUGGACGCACCGGCUGCUGCACUGGCGGCCGCUGUACCGAUGGGUGCACUGGGAGCACCACAGCGCGUUCACCGGCUAUGCCUUCCACGUGGCCGAGGCGCUGCUGGUCUUCGCCAACGAGCUGCUGCUGCCCCUGAUGUUCCCCAUCCACAUGGGGCUGCACCGCAUAUACCACCUGCUGACAACCCUCAUCCACGAAGCCGGCCACGCCGGGUACGAGCUGUCCCCCUUCAUCCCCACGAUUGAGGGCCUCGUGUCGGUGCUGGUGGCGGGGCCGCGGGGCUGUCUCUACUUCACCCACUGGGACCGCCUGUGCGGCACAAUGCACCCCUGCUACGACGCCCAGCUGUUCCGCUACUUCAAAUGA